Molecule: messenger RNA, 621 nt
Organism: Puccinia triticina
Lineage: Eukaryota; Fungi; Basidiomycota; Pucciniomycetes; Pucciniales; Pucciniaceae
Exons: 2
Coding region: 1-621 (206 amino acids)
Source: RefSeq, a predicted model, not a curated record
AUGUGCGCGGCCAGAGCUGGCAAGGCUCAUGAAGUAAAUCUGCGCAAGAGGGAAGGAAGAGACAGCCCAAAGUACCAGCCCAUCUACCUCUCGCCCCCCUCCUCACCCCCCAUCAUCCACCACCACCUCAUCCCGCCUCGCAGCCGCAAGUGCAACCUGCUCCUGCUCACCCUCGCCCCCAUCGCCAUCUGUCUCUCCUCACUCACCUUCAUCUUCAACCAGACCCACCCAACCUCUCCCUCUCCCGCACGCAUCUCCAUCAAGCUCUUCGACCAGCACCAGCGCCUCAAGUCGCAGGCCAAACAGCUCUCCUCAGACCUCCUCAGCUGGCUCGACUCGGUCCCCAACUCUCUCCGCUCCUCAGCCUCGCCCGACUCUGAUCCCGACAACCCCCUGCUCAACCCGCCCGACGAUCACUCGCCUCACCCAAUCCUCCCUCUCCUCCUCAGCGCACGCCAAGCGUGGCAGUCAACCCUCCAAUCACAGCCAAUCUCGCUCCAGCAGGCCCGGAUCUACUACCACCAGAAAUUCUAUCCACUCCAACCACCACCCGGCUUCGGCCAGUGGUUCCAGUUCGCCCGGCUCCACAACUUCACUUCGGCUCCUUCCCAUGGGCUAUGA